CGUAGCUAGAUCCAGAGCUCGGCGCCAGAGAUACCCGACAUCCUCGUCAUGUCUCCGGUUGCAAGCAAGGGAGUAGUGAUGGACGGUGCGGUGGCGGUGGCGGCAGUGGCCGCCGCCGUGCUGCUGUGCCUCCAUCUGCCGGCGGUGGCGCGAGGCCAGCUGCAGGUGGGGUUCUACAACACGAGCUGCCCCAACGCCGAGUCCCUGGUCCGCCAGGCGGUGGCCAGCGCGUUCGCCAACGACUCCGGCAUCGCCGCCGGCCUCAUCCGCCUCCUUUUCCACGACUGCUUCGUCAGGGGCUGCGAUGCGUCGGUGCUGCUGACCUCCGCCAACAACACGGCGGAGCGUGACGCGCCGCCCAACAACCCGAGCCUCCACGGGUUCCAGGUGAUCGACGCGGCGAAGGCGGCGGUGGAGCAGAGCUGCCCGCAGACGGUGUCGUGCGCGGACAUCGUGGCCUUCGCGGCGCGCGACAGCAUCAACCUCACGGGCAACCUGCCGUACCAGGUGCCCUCGGGCCGCCGGGACGGCAACGUCUCCCUCGACACGGAGGCCAACAGCAACCUGCCGGCGCCAACGUUCAACGCGUCCCAGCUGGUGGCCAGCUUCGCGGCCAAGAACCUCACCGACGAGGAGAUGGUCAUCCUCUCCGGCGCCCACACCGUCGGCCGCUCCUUCUGCACAUCGUUUCUCGCGCGCAUCUACAACGGAUCCACCCCGAUCGUUGACUCUGGCCUGAGCGCCGGGUACGCCACACUGCUGCGCGCGCUGUGCCCGUCCAACGCCAACUCGUCCACGCCCACGACCACGGUGAUCGACCCCAGCACGCCGGCGGUGCUGGACAACAACUACUACAAGCUGCUGCCGCUCAACCUGGGCCUCUUCUUCUCCGACAACCAGCUGCGCGUCAACUCCACGCUCAACGCCUCCGUCAACAGCUUCGCCGCCAACGAGACGCUCUGGAAGGAGAAGUUCGUCGCCGCCAUGGUCAAGAUGGGAAACAUCCAGGUGCUCACGGGGACCCAGGGCCAGAUCAGGCUCAACUGCAGCAUCGUCAACAACGGCUCGUCGUCGGUGGGGAUCCAGCAGAUGACAGUGCCCAACUCCUACUCUGGCGCCACCGCGUCCCUUGAUGAUGAGAUCGCCACGAGCUGAUCUAGAUCGGCGCGGUGUGAUGUGAUGAUAGAUAUUUGCAUUGUGUGUCCAUCUUUAGGCUAUUAAUUAGUACGUUUGCUCCCGGUACGCGCGAGAGUGCGUAGUUCGUGUGUCAUUCAUAUGCGCGUACACGAGAUUUCCAGUAUCACCAUGCAUGUAUCCCGUGAAUCAUCAUCAGUAAAUAAAACUGGUGCUCUUUGAGAGUCUAUUAUUAUC
Molecule: messenger RNA, 1371 nt
Organism: Zea mays
Lineage: Eukaryota; Viridiplantae; Streptophyta; Magnoliopsida; Poales; Poaceae
Product: Peroxidase 64
Exons: 3
Coding region: 49-1155 (368 amino acids)
Biological process (GO): response to oxidative stress; hydrogen peroxide catabolic process
Molecular function (GO): peroxidase activity; heme binding
Source: RefSeq, marked provisional